GAGAAACCCCAUCCUGAACUUCUCUGCUCAGCCUUUGCCUCUGCCCCCGAAGCCGCCUCUGCCAGGCCCCGGGCAGUACGAGAUCGUGGACUACACGGGACCCCGCAAGCACUUCAUCUCCAGUGCGUCUUUCGUGUCCAACACCAGCCGGUGGACAGCGGGGCCGUCCCAGCCAGGCCUGCCCGGCCCAGCCACGUACAAGCCGGAAUUCCCUGGCAAACAGUCGUUUCUCUACAAUGAGGACAACAAAUGGAUCCCAGUGUUGUAGGCUCCGCAUUCGAGCUCAAGGAGACCCCCAGCCACCCCCCCAGGCACCCCAGAGGGUCAGCAGGGAUUGUCCAUCUCCUGUGUGUGUGACAGCUGAUGGCACAGGGUGGCCUGCCCUCUCCCUUCAUCCCUGGCCUGCUGUUGCAACCGGGCUGCCAUGCUUGUCCUGAGCCGCCCCCUGGAGCAUGGAGGCCCCCGAAGCAUUGAGCCCCUUGGAUUCCUGAGCAGAAGCGAGGGGUGAACAGAGCCCCCACCCUCGGCCAUUUCACCCCUCGCGCCCGUUCAGGCCGGCUCAGUCUCCAGCAGCUCGCGGAACUCCGCCUCCAAGAGGAGGCCGCUGACAGCCGAUGCCCCAUCCCGAAGCCUGAUGCUGAGCCAGGGCCCUGCGGCCGUGGCCCUGGCACCCUCCCAUCCUUUGGCCUUUGACCUCCACAUCCCUCCCGAAACUCUAGGGUCCAGGAAGGCCCAGAGACCCAGUGCCAGGGACCUGGAGGGGUUGCCUGGCCCUUGCCCCCAGCCCAGGCAUCGUGUCUCACCUCAGGAGAGCAUGGCAGCAUCGCUGUGGUCUUGUGAGCUCAUCACCUGCCCUCAGGGGAGGCCAACCCAUCCGUUUAUCGGCUCUGUGCCCAAGGGGCAGGCGCAGGCGGGACCCUCCGGGGGCAGAGUCGCAGGCACAGUGGAUCUGAGGGGUGCCUGUAGGUCCUUUCACCCUGCUUUCCCCUUUCCUGGCCAUCUCUGUCUCCCUCACCUCCUACUCAAGUUGAAUAUGACCUUUACUGAACCUUUUCAAGCCUGUCAAGUCAGUCCCCCUUGGCAAGAAAAAGGGAUUCUCAAGGAACCCAUAGGAGCUAGAGUGAACCACACGCCCCUCCUUCCCUAGCCACCCCGUGGCUUUGACCUUCCUAAGUGGAAGCCUCCUACACCUCCCUGCGUCCCACCACUUGCCCUUGACUCUCUCCUUAGACUUUGCUUCGUGACUUUUAGCUCAGAGCUGGUCACUGAUGGACUCUCCUUUCGGGGAAGGGCUACUGAGGAAGAGGGCAGAAGGAGGAUGGAAUAGCGUGUCCAUUUAAACCGAGUUCUCAUUUCUCACAAAACCUGGCCUUGCUGUAAACCUCAGGCUCCUGGCAAGUGCCCCCACUGCUCUGGAUGAGCAGGAGGCAGCCGGGAGUGUAGCCCCAGGAGCGUCCAGAAUCUGAACCUAAAGGCGGGCACCUUGUGCUGCGUCCGCUCUGACCCUAGCUUCUCCUGGGGGUCAAGCUGGAGCGGAAUUUGGAGGCUCAAGGUCAAGCACUUCCGGGGCUGGGUGGGCAAGGCAGGGGGUAAAACAGGUGAGGCGAGAGGAGGUCCGGGAGCUGAGGCCGCUGUCCAUCUAAAGGCCUGCUACCUAUCUCCAGAUCUGCAGAUUCUUCAGGAGAACCUGGGAAAUCUGAAACUUCUCGAUUGGAAAUGUGAACAACCUUAUUUCAACUAAAAUUUUUUUAUUCGGGCUAAAGGAAACUCUUCUGCCAGUCAUCAUUUGUCCACUUGGGCACUAGGAAUUCUGAAAGACCCCUUCAAGGCUGACAUUGAAGUCACACCUUUCUUUGACUCUUGACAAUAUGGCCAGACCUGAAGGCCUUGACUUUUAGGUCCCUCUGACCCCAGGGGACCUUAGCUGGUCCCUGGGCUGGAAGCAACCAGCCCUGGGGUCCCUGCAGGCCGAGGCUGGUGGGACUGCAUAGAAAAGAAGAUAGGCUGCUCCUCUCAGGGACACCUGGGCUGUGUACCGGAUGAGGAGUGUCUCUGUAGAAACGCCUCCCAGUGGAUCAGGACAGUGGACACUCUGGGAGGAGGACGGCAGGGCCACUGUCAGGGCUGCUCUUGGCCAGGCAGAAUCGGCGUUCCACAGAAGACAGGGCUGGAGCUGAGACUCUGAGCUCUGAGGGUGUGUCUGGGCGGUAGCCAGCCUCUCUGAAGAUGUCGUAGGCUGCUCACAGCUCCAUCCUGCCCCGAGGUCCUCAGGCCCCAGCUGUAUGGUAGGAUCACUUCGGGAGCCGUUCGAGAGUCAUACCACCUAGGCCCGAGCCUCACAGUUCUGAUUUAACAGACUUGAGGUAGGGUUUGGGCUGUGGUAUCUGUGUAAAAGUUCUUGGUGUGAUUACAGAGAGUCUAGUUAGGGUUAGGAUACACUGAUAUUUUAAUAAAGUAUUUUCCAAAUUUUAA
Messenger RNA from Odocoileus virginianus texanus, 2472 nucleotides. The record is from RefSeq and is a predicted model, not a curated record. Lineage: Eukaryota; Metazoa; Chordata; Mammalia; Artiodactyla; Cervidae.